AAACAGCUGAGCGGCGGAGGGCGCAGGCGACAGAUGUGGGUGUUCCCUGAGAAUGUGUGGCGACUUCCCGGAGCAGCGGGUCUGUGAGGCAACGACGGAAGACACUGCGCUCCACAGCAUAGCAGCAGGCCCCGCCCCGUGUGGCGCCAAGUAAAAGAUAAUUCCCCAGAAGCUGUCGGCCACCGGCGCUUCGCCUCGUCCCGCGCCAGGCCCCGCCUCUCCCCCAGACCACCGGUGCCAUCCAGAUUCCCCAGGCGGGACCCCAGCUCACGAGGCCCACUGGCCGAAGCUCCCCACAGGAUAGAGAGCCGCUCCUGCGAGACCAAGCUUCCGAGAGGCGGCCUGCGCCUAGCACGCAGGCGCGGAAAGCUGGGCGCCAGCCUUAAACUGACUCCCGCCACCUGCCUCGGGCCGCGCCGUCCGCCGUUUACUUUCGAACGAGCCCAGCAAUAGUUCCCAUUGGCCGAUGCCUUGCAGUUGAAUGUUGCCUGCAGACUGCGCCUGCGCCGCGAGGCUCCGCGAGGCCCCGCCCGCACAGUCUGGUGUGCCCAGUGUGUUGGGCGGGGAGUCCUGGGGGCGUGACGAUGGAGGGAGUGGCUUGGGACCUGCACUCAUUCUCUCUUGUCCCAUACUGGAGUUUGGGGAGCCACUUUCCCGUCCCUCCACUGUGGAGCUGCGUUCCUGUGAGGGAGGAGGCCCUCUGUCGUGGCGAGGAAUAAGAAUAAAAGAUUCUGGAGGAGUUGGAGAAGAGUGUAUUCAGCCCCUAAACCACGAGAUCAACAAAAGAUGGCGUUUCACUGUGUUGCCAGGGCUGGUCUCGAAUUGCUGGGCUCAAGUGAUCCUCCCACCUUGGCCUUCCACAGUGCUGGGAUUACAGGAAAUGCACAAUUUUGAGGAAGAGUUAACUUGUCCCAUAUGUUAUAGUAUUUUUGAAGAUCCUCGUGUACUGCCAUGCUCUCAUACAUUUUGUAGAAAUUGUUUGGAAAACAUUCUUCAGGCAUCUGGUAACUUUUAUAUAUGGAGACCUUUACGAAUUCCACUCAAGUGCCCUAAUUGCAGAAGUAUUACUGAAAUUACUCCAACUGGCAUUGAAUCUUUACCUGUUAAUUUUGCACUAAGGGCUAUUAUUGAAAAGUACCAGCAAGAAGACCAUCCAGAUAUUGUUACCUGCCCUGAACAUUACAGGCAACCAUUAAAUGUUUACUGUCUAUUAGAUAAAAAAUUAGUUUGUGGUCAUUGCCUUACCAUAGGUCAACAUCAUGGUCAUCCUAUAGAUGACCUUCAAAGUGCCUAUUUGAAAGAAAAGGACACUCCUCAAAAACUGCUUGAACAGUUGACUGACACACACUGGACAGAUCUUACUCAUCUUAUUGAAAAGCUGAAAGAACAAAAAUCUCAUUCUGAGAAAAUGAUCCAAGGCGAUAAGGAAGCUGUUCUCCAGUAUUUUAAGGAGCUUAAUGAUACAUUAGAACAGAAAAAAAAAAGUUUCCUGACGGCUCUCUGUGAUGUUGGCAAUCUAAUUAAUCAAGAAUAUACUCCACAAAUUGAAAGAAUGAAGGAAAUACGAGAGCAGCAGCUUGAAUUAAUGGCACUGACAAUAUCUUUACAAGAAGAGUCUCCACUUAAAUUUCUUGAAAAAGUUGAUGAUGUACGCCAGCAUGUACAGAUCUUGAAACAAAGACCACUUCCUGAGGUUCAACCCGUUGAAAUUUAUCCUCAAGUAAGCAAACUAUUGAAAGAAGAAUGGAGCAGAACAGAAAUUGGACAAAUUAAGAACGUUCUCAUUCCCAAAAUGAAAAUUUCUCCAAAAAGGAUGUCAUGUUCCUGGCCUGAUAAGGAUGAAAAGGAAAUUGAAUUUUUAAAAAUUUUAAACAUUGUUGUAGUUACAUUAAUUUCAGUAAUACUGAUGUCGAUACUCUUUUUCAACCAACACAUCAUAACUUUAAAUGAAAUCACUUUAAUAUGGUUUUCUGAAGCCUCUCUAUCUGUUUACCAAAGUUUAUCUAACAGUCUGCAUAAGGUAAAGAAUAUACUGUGUCACAUUUUCUAUUUGUUGAAGGAAUUUGUGUGGAAAAUAGUUACCCAUUGAAAACGUCAACCUGAAUUGCUUAAAUGGGCUUAUUCUGUACAUUGCUAAACGAAAAAUGGGGUAGCAUGGAUAAAGAGCAAACUAAGCUUUAUUAGCGCUGCAACUAAUAUAAACAAA
This is a messenger RNA of Pan troglodytes (chimpanzee), 2206 nucleotides long. It is a transcript of the gene TRIM59, whose product is annotated as tripartite motif containing 59. NCBI's taxonomy places the organism in Eukaryota, Metazoa, Chordata, Mammalia, Primates, Hominidae. Gene Ontology annotation, molecular function: ubiquitin protein ligase activity; zinc ion binding. Gene Ontology annotation, biological process: negative regulation of canonical NF-kappaB signal transduction; innate immune response. The record is from RefSeq and is a predicted model, not a curated record.